CACGGUCAUGUAGAAUGAAUAAAAUGAUAUUUUUAUCCCGAAAGUGUAGAGUGACAUCAUUUCGGACUAAAAAAACACUUCCAUACUUGCUGACUGUUAUCAAACUUGUUGACUACCUCCAGCUGAUCUAUCCACAAGUCAAGUUUGUAGCGCCUCCACUUCAAGAACUAGAACACUGCAAGAACUACAACUUAGUACAAGAAUUCUGAAUCUGAAAUAGAGGAAGUAGGAUUGAAGUAGCAACAGAACCAGCCAUAAAAUUGAUACUAAGAAGAACAUCUAACCUUACUUCAAAAUGAGUUCGGCACUGGAAAAAAAUCUCUUUCAGUUGAAGUUCGCUGCCAAGCAAAUGGACCGCAAUGCCAAGAAAUGCGAGAAAGAAGAGAAAGCAGAGAAGGGCAAAUUGAAGAAGGCCAUUCAGAAGGGCAACAUGGAAGGUGCUCGCAUCCACGCAGAAAAUGCCAUCCGACAGAAGAACCAGAACCUCAACUUCAUGCGCAUGUCAUCCAGGAUCGACGCCGUGGCCCAGCGCGUCCAGACGGCGGUCACCACGCAGCAAGUGACCAAGUCCAUGGGAGGCGUGGUGAAAUCCAUGAACGCAGCUUUGAAGUCGAUGAACCUGGAGAAGGUGAUGCGCAUCAUGGACCAGUUUGAGAAGCAGUUUGAGACCCUGGACGUCCAGAGUGAGGUGAUGGACCAAGCCAUGGCUGGAACCACGACCCUCAAUGUCCCCGUGGCUCAAGUGGACAAUCUGAUGCAAGAGGUGGCCGACGAAGCUGGCUUGGAUUUGAAUAUGGAGUUGCCGUCCGGGCAGACCACGGCCCUCGCUGGAGCCAGCGCAGCCUCCAUGGAGCAAGACGAGCUGUCACAGCGACUACAGCAACUCAGGAAUCAGUAAACGCAGAUGCCAAGAGAGUGAGGUUUUUUUGUAAAAAGAAUGAAAAUGCAGUGAUUUUUCCACACCGGCUCAUAGAAAGGGCGCAAAGGCGCAGGACCAUUGCCCAAAUCUUAUGCAGAAGUUGGGACUGCAUUUUCCUAAAGAGCGUGUGUUGCACUAGGGUUGGUGCUCAUGCAUUUGUUUUUAUUUGAUGAAGUACCUCCAUUGUCAUUUUGUAUAACAGUACGUUAACAAUUGUUAUGCCCACGCUGAAUGACAUAACUCACUGGAGUUGGUCUAAGCAUUAUUUUGAAAAAAAUAAGAAAAGGAAACCAAAUUUGUACAAAACAAAACCUAACCUCGAAUAAAUUUCUGCAGUGCAUGCUUUGUAGAAUGCCUUUGGCAAAACAUAGUGGACGGACGACAGUAAAUUUGGGGCCAUCUUCAUCUAUGUCUCUCAUGUGUGCCUAAGAAUUUACCUACUGACAUCCUGCACAGUGCUUAAUCACAAUUCCUCGUUGCUAGAUAUCACCACACCGUGAAUAUUCAACUGUCGUAUCAAAGGUCAACAUUUCAUCAGCAUGCAUGUACAUAGUUGGUUCCCAUCAGCCAGUAUUUCUCUUCUUCUUUUCUAACAUCUAGGGAAAAAAAAGUAUUUAUUUUGUUGUUAUGAUGAAGAAGUAGCUUUUAACAAAUCAAGAAGCAGUCUUGUAAGUUGACGCUCCAAGUUGAACCAAAUGAGACAUUUGUAUAGCCUUGUGCGACUAGUGGCAUACUGAAAAAAUAUCCUGGGUGCACAAGUAAAGUCGGGCACCUCUAUGAACCACUGAAUGGAUUUACACCCUGCAGAAAGUCAAUAGGCGGAAUCUGUAUAUGGUAUAGUUACUGAUAUACACCCUGCAGAAAGUCAAUAGGAAGAAUCUUUAUAUGGUAUAGUUAUUGAUAUAUUUAAUACGUGUCAAGAUGUAUGCUAGUUGAGUAACAGUUGUCCACAGUAUGUGAUGUCUUGUGUUUACGCUUUUCCCGUAAGGAUAAAGGCUAUUGGAUCUGAUUUCAGAAUGUUAAAGAUGUCUUGUAAGAUAUGAAAGAUCUGGAUGGAGUUCACCAGGAGGCUGUGUCCUUGUAUAUAUACCUACCAUUGUAUUUGAAAUUCUCUGACAUGACAGGAUUCCCCAAAAUGAGUCAUAAGGUGAUUUUUUUCUGCAAUGGUUUGUUUGCUAUUUUUGAAGAGGUAAAUGAGCUCUUUGUCUCCAUUUAUCACACAGUUUGGCAUCCUGUCGAAAGUGGACAAUAUCUCGGUGGCAGAAUUUAGAAUUCCUUUUGAUUGCUGUUAUGGAUGACUCUUUCAAAGACUUUCGUCUCAAAAGUGACUCUGGCAAGGAGUCGUUGAAAGAAAAAUGGUGGAAUUUGCCGCUAUUCUCCAAAUUGAUGGGAUAUCUGUGUUGUGAUGUUGUAAAUUAAAUAUGUAAUUUCUGGUAUGUUCGGUAUCUUAGAUCAUUUAGCUGUGAAUAAAUUCAUCAUUUCAUUGUAAAUAAUUCUAGAAGAAGAAAACAAACUAAUAUUUUAUUUUGGAAAUUAGAGCCAAUUUUAUGUGUAAAGAGGAUGACUUUCAUUAACCUCUGCAGGGGCGGAUCCAGGGAUUUUAGGGGGGGUUCAGGCCUGUCAAAUAUUUUCCUGCCCAGUUGUAACAGAGAGGCAAACAUAAAGGACAUAUUCAAAACCCUGUUCUCAUUUCGGACCAACACAAGAAUGGAAUUCCGAAUGACGAGAAACGACACGCGAACAACGUUCUCACUCCACACUGACCGGGGAGUGGAUGGAGAACGUCAAGAGCAAAGAUGGUGGACACACGCACAUACAGCAACUUGACGUUAACUUUGUUGCAUAAUUAGAAAGCACUCACAAUCAGGAGACUGUUACCGAAGGCUUCUUUGCAUAGCUGUAGGAGAAAAUUUACCCAUUAUAUCUGGAUAUUUUGGGAUUUCAGUUAUUGCAAGAUUGUGAAUAUCAUGUUAUCUUUUCAUUUAGUGUUAAAAUGGCGUAGUGUAGCUGCACUCCGGAGUUCGUAAUCAACAACCUGAGAACACUUUUCCUGAGUCCCAGGAAAACGGGGUUUUGAAUACGCCCACAGGUGAUGCAUUACAGUGAUACUGAUGUGCAUGGA
Messenger RNA from Acanthaster planci (crown-of-thorns starfish), 3041 nucleotides. Its product is annotated as charged multivesicular body protein 1b-like. Lineage: Eukaryota; Metazoa; Echinodermata; Asteroidea; Valvatida; Acanthasteridae. Gene Ontology annotation, biological process: vacuolar transport. The record is from RefSeq and is a predicted model, not a curated record.